AUGCCGCGACAAGUUGAUCAAUUGCCCGCGCCGGCGGAGGUGAAGAAGAUGAAAGUUAUUGUUGCGAGUGCGAGUCGAACAGGUACACUAGGCCUGUACCGCGCGAUGCAAAUCCUGGGCUACAAGGCUUACCACAUGUACGAAUGCUGCGCCGUGAACGGAGUCGCACACAUGCGAACGUUGGAAGAGGCGAUUAUCUCGCAACAUAAUCGGCUGUCCGGGCUCCAGAAGUAUGAGCGGGCUGAUUUUGAUCGGUGGCUUGGUGACUACGACUGCAUCGUCGAAGUCGCCAGUUUUAUCGGAAAAGACAUCAUAGAAGCCUACGCCGCCGAUCCCGAUGUCAAAUUCAUCCUCACAGAACGCGAUCCGGACAAGUGGGCGCGGUCGGUAAACAAUACAGCCGGACACGUGGUGAACAUGGAGAAAAAACUCCCAUUCUCGGUAUUGAAGUACUUCGACCCGUACGUCUCGAGUUUUCUCUCGCUGAACGUCACGAUUUACCGCGCUCUUGCGGGGAGUACGGCGCCCGGGGAUAAGGAUAAUGAGCGGAUGUUGAGGAAGCUUUACGUGGACUACAUCAAAAUGGUCAAAGAAACCGUCCCCACCGACCAAAUUUGCAUCAUCCGACUGGAAGAUGGACUCGACUGGACAAAAAUAUGUCCGUUCCUCGGUGUCGAUGUGCCAAAGGUGGAAUAUCCCGACCGAAAUGAACCCGAGAAGUUCCAGGCGAUGGUUCAGGAGUUUUUGCAGCCAAAGCUUAUUGCGGCGGCGAUGCGGAUGAGUGCGGUUGUUGUUCCUGUUUUGGGGGUUCUUGGGUGGGCGGGUAUGAGGUAUGGGUCUUCUGCUUUUGCUUUUGUGGGUGGGUUUGCUUAA
Penicillium argentinense is the source of this 873-nucleotide messenger RNA. RefSeq names its product sulfotransferase family protein. Lineage: Eukaryota; Fungi; Ascomycota; Eurotiomycetes; Eurotiales; Aspergillaceae. The transcript is spliced from 4 exons. The record is from RefSeq and is a predicted model, not a curated record. The coding region runs from base 1 to 873 and encodes 290 amino acids.